AUGGGAGUGCCAGAUGUAGAGCAGGCUAAGAGACGACUGCAGGAUAUUCUUAGGAAAGCACAGAAGCUCGAGAUCCCUGCGCAAGAAGUGAUCUCGACGCGGACCGCCCAGAAGCUUCUUGCCAGAACGAGGAACGUCCUGGCAUGGACGAUUUGGAUCACCGUUUUUGUUCUUCUGCUCAGUGGUGUGGUCUAUGUCCGUUGGCCGACGAAACAAGAAGUCGAGACCAUUAGGACUGUCCUUAGGCGAACGGUGAGCCACGAAAAUUAUUUUUCUCAUCCUUACUGCAGGAAUUUAUUUAUUUAUAUAAAUCAUAAUAUCUUUAAUUAUGUACGAGAUCUUUGCUAUCGUGGGAUUAUCGAAGCUUGAUAAUCGUUAACCGCGAUAGUAGAGCAAUUAUGAAACGUGCGCCUCGAUGGUUCGAGUUCCACUUGAAUCGAAGCUUUCCAAUACAGAAGUAGCUUGUAGGAAAGUUACAUGUAUUUUAAGCAAUUGAUCUGGCAGAAAUUAACGAGAUACGGUGACACGCUUUAAAAUAAAACGAUCGCCUCGACGAAUGUAAUCGUUGAUAUUUUUAGAAACAAUAAAAAAAGCUUUCCCGCUAAUCGACUUGAAACUGUACUCGUAAUAUCAUUGGCUAAUCAAUUGAAAAAAAUAUUGCGAAUGAUGACCGCGUAAGGAUCGAUUGGUUUUUAUUUCUGAAUUAAUGCUGGUUCAAUAAGACCAGUAUCGAAGUCAAUUACUGUUGUUUUUUUAUUUUUUUAUUUACUAAUUAGAACUUUCCAUGAAUCAACUUGCGAAUCGCCUAAAAUCCCUUUCGAUCUCCUCUAAUAUUACACUGUGUUUUACUUUAAUUUACGUUGCGAUCAGUCAUUAUUUACAAUUAGAUUGUGUCUAAUAAUAUAAUCUUUGCACAUAUUAAUUUACUUUACGAUGGCCUAGUUGAUCUGUCGAAUGUUUAUAAAGUUUUUUUUAUAAAUAAAAUAAUACAAUAAAAAUAUAUCGUGUAUAUUAAUAUUUUUAUAAAUACUUCACAGAAUUAA
Messenger RNA from Heterotrigona itama, 1043 nucleotides. The record is from the annotation of a GenBank genome assembly. Lineage: Eukaryota; Metazoa; Arthropoda; Insecta; Hymenoptera; Apidae.